AUGUUAUCUGAAGAUAAUCGUCAUCUUUUUGAUUAAUAUAGGUAAACUUUGAAAAGUCAUGUAUUUGGACCUGAAAUAAGUUUAAAUUAAGUGGUAGCUAAGUAAUUAGAGGAUGAUUUAAAGAAAAAGUAGUCAGUUUCAUUUAAAGAAGAAGAUGAUAUUAUAAUAGUUGAAAACUGGAAGGAAUAUAAUGUAGAUGUGAGUAGUUAAAAUUUCCAUUAGAAAUAAAAACAGAAAUCUCAUUCUUAAUGUUUCAAUAUUUGCACUACUUUUUGA
This is a messenger RNA of Paramecium pentaurelia, 276 nucleotides long. The record is from the annotation of a GenBank genome assembly. NCBI's taxonomy places the organism in Eukaryota, Ciliophora, Oligohymenophorea, Peniculida, Parameciidae.